Messenger RNA from Fulmarus glacialis (Northern fulmar), 2917 nucleotides. Its product is annotated as obscurin-like. The annotation marks the transcript as partial. The transcript has 11 exons. The record is from RefSeq and is a predicted model, not a curated record. NCBI's taxonomy places the organism in Eukaryota, Metazoa, Chordata, Aves, Procellariiformes, Procellariidae.
AUGACCAGCAAGGAAGCAGUAGAAGGUGGAACGGCCACUUUGCACUGUGAGCUCAGCAAGGCAUCUGCCCAUGUUCAGUGGAAGAAGGGCCAUCAUGUCCUCACCUCGGACAACAAGUACAGCAUGGGACAGGAAGGCUGUGUUGUGGAGCUGGUAGUUCACAAUUUAGACCUGAAUGAUACUGGAGAUUAUACCUGUGUAUGUGGAGACAAGACCACCACAGCUGCCUUAACAGUGCAUGCACUGCCUCCAGAAUUCAAAAAAGACCUGGAGGACCUAGAAGCUGUAGAAAGUGGGACAGCUGCUCUGCGCUGUGAGCUGACUAAACCUGCUGUGGUGGAGUGGAAGAAGGGGCAGGAGGUGCUCAAGCCAAGCAGCAAAUAUAAAAUGAGUCAAGAUGGUGCUGUUGCAAAGCUGAUUAUCCAUGAGCUGGAUGUGGAGGACACUGGAGAAUACACCUGUGUGUGUGGAGAUCAGCAGACAACUGCCACUUUGACAGUCAAUGCCUUCCCAGCACUUUUUAAACAAGAGCUUCAGAAUACCGAGGCAGAAGAAGGUGGUACAGCAACACUGAGGUGUGAGCUUACCAAACCCAACGCUCCAGUAGAGUGGAGGAAAGGAGAUGCUACUCUCUACCCUGGUUUGAAAUACGAGAUGAAGCAGCAGGGCUCCACUGCUGAAUUGGUCAUUUAUGACUUAGAACUGGAUGAUUCAGGAAAGUACACCUGCGACUCUGGACAUCAGCAGACAACGGCUGUGGUAACCGUACAUGCACUGCCUGUCACAUUUAAGCGACCCCUUCAAAAUAAGGAAUCGGAGGAAGGAAGUACAGCUACAUUGUGCUGCGAGCUGUCGAAACCCAAUGCUGCAGUGGAAUGGAGGAAAGGAGGAGUGGGGCUGCAGCCCAGCCAGAAAUACGAAAUGAGGCAGAGGGAAUGCCGGGUAGAGCUCUUAAUACAUAAUCUCAAAUUAGAAGAUACAGGAGAAUACAGUUGUGAUACUGGGGAUCAGGAAACCAAGGCAUCUUUAAAUGUGAAAGCUCUGCCAGUUCUUUUCAAAAAGGAGCUCAAGGACAAGGAGGUGGAAGAAGGAGCUGCAGUGAAAUUCCAGUGUGAGCUGACAAAGGAUAAUGCAACAGUGGAGUGGAGGAAAGGCACCAUGGAGCUCUUCUCGUGCGCCAAAUAUGAAAUCAAAUUAAGUGGUCGCACAGCUGAACUGGUGAUUCAUAAUGUAGAACCAGAAGAUGCUUCUGAUUACACGUGUGAUACAGGAGACCAGCAGAGCACAGCAGUCCUCAGAGUGAAUGCCAUCAAACCCCAGCUGAAGCAGCAGCUGAAGAAUGAAGAAGUGGAAGCGGGAGGAACGGCCAGGCUGCGCUGUGAGAUUUCCAUUAGCAAAGCAGAAGUGGAGUGGAGGAAAGAUGGAGUCGUCCUUCACUCAAGCUCCAAGUACGAGAUGUGGCGGGACGGCACCCUCCGCGAGCUGCGUGUUCACCGCCUGGAGCCCAGCGAUGCUGGAGAGUAUUCCUGCAAGGCUGGAGAUGAGACGAGCUCUGCAAAACUGACCGUGAAAGAGCCUGAUGUGACCAUCGUGAGUGGCCUGAAGGACAUGGUGGUUUUAGAAGGGGACGAUGUCACGUUUCGGUGCCAGGUUUCUCAUGAGAAUGCAAGGGAUGUUGAAUGGAAGCUACAGGAUGUUGCUCUGCAAAAUAACGAAAUGAAUGAGAUCUCAGUGGAAAAAGGGAAGAUUCACACCCUGACAUUAAGGAAGGUGACUGAGCAGGACAUUGGCACCAUCACUUUCCGAGUGGGACCCCACACGUCGACAGCAGAGCUCACAGUAAAAGUGCCACCUCCAGUCUUUAAGGAGAAAUUACAGAGCACAGAACUGCAGGAAGAAGAAACAGCCAUCCUCUGCUGCGAGGUCUCGCAGCCUGAUGUUGCGGUGGAGUGGAAGAAGGGCACCCAGGUGAUUUCCCCAAGCUCCAAGUAUGAAAUCAGGCAGGAAGGAACAAUCCAUACCUUGAAGAUUUAUCAUUUAAAACCAGAAGACUCUGGCAAAUACACCUGUGAUAAUGGAAACGAACAAACGACAGCCACUUUAACUGUUAAAGCUUUGCCAGUAAUCUUCACACAACCGCUCCAGAACCAGCAAGCCGAAGAAGGCGGCACCAUCACUUUGAGCUGUGAAAUCUCAAAAUCAAAUGCCACUGUGCAGUGGAAGAAGGCCGGGACAGUGCUGCGACCAAGUGACAAAUACAAGAUGCGCCAAGCUGGGUCCGUGGCCGAGCUGAUGAUUCACAACCUGAGUGAAGCUGAUGCUGGGGAAUACACGUGCGACACGGGGGACCAGCAAACCACUGCAGCUGUGCUCGUGAAAGAAUCAGCAGCAACCAUAGUGGAGAUGCUGAAGGACGUCACUUUGUAUGAAGGAGAAGACGCAGUGUUUGAAUGCAGGCUGUCCCGGGAAACAAGUCAGGAUGCCCAGUGGUUCCUGGGGGAUGUUCCCCUGCAAUCCAAUGAAAUGAAUGAGAUCAAAGUCCAAGGGAUGCGUCACACUUUGAUCCUGAGGAAGGUGACACUAGAAGACUGUGGGCCCAUCAGUUUCAAAGUCGGGCAGCAUACCUCAGCAGCACAGCUAACGGUCCAAGUUGCUCCGGUCACCUUUGUAAAGGCUCUCCACAGCUUGGAGCUGCAGGAGGGUGGCACGGCUCACUUGUCCUGUGAGGUGUCCAAGCCCGAUGUCCCAGUGGAAUGGAAGAAAGGCACGUCCGUGAUCCGCUCCAGCCAGAAGUGCAGCAUCAAGCAGGAAGGGAAUAUACACACGCUGGUCAUCCAUGAUGUGAACCACGCGGACGCGGGGGAGUAUAGCUGCCACACAGCCGAUGGGAAGACCACUGCCAGACUAGAGGUUAAAG